This is a messenger RNA of Arabis nemorensis, 1131 nucleotides long. Lineage: Eukaryota; Viridiplantae; Streptophyta; Magnoliopsida; Brassicales; Brassicaceae. The record is from the annotation of a GenBank genome assembly.
AUGGUGAGCUUACGAAGGCGCAGGCUAUUGGGGCUUUGUUGUGGACCAAAUGGUUAUGUGACACCGCUUCCUUUUCUAACGGCUGAGGAGAUGAUCACCGGGAUUCCAAAUCCUAACGGUGGAGCUGCUUAUAAUCCCGGACCAGCAGAAACAGUUAAGCCGCCUCAAGAGAAGGAGGAAACGCCUAUCGAAGAGGGGUCGCGCUCCCAGAGACAAAGAACUCGGUCAAAACAUACGCAUUUCAGGUCUGAUUUCUCAGAUAUCUCACCAGUUGAUUCGGGUUCCAUCUCACCAAAAUGGAAGCAAAACAUAGACCAGCCGCUAAAACGAAGAAAGCGGCAUAAAAGAAAGCAAGGACAAAACCAAGAACCAUGUUUGAUGAGAGGAGUCUACUACAAGAACAUGAAAUGGCAAGCAGCCAUUAAAGUCGAGAAGAGACAGAUUCACUUGGGAACUUUCUCUUCUCAAGAAGAGGCUGCUCGUUUAUACGACAGGGCUGCUUUCAUGUGUGGAAGAGAACCAAACUUUGAGCUCCCGGAGGAAGAUAAACAAGAACUCAAACGACAAAGCUGGGAAGAGUUUUUGGCUUGCACACGCCAAACAAUUACUAACAAAAAACCGAAGAGAAGGAUAGAGUACGAGGAACUCAAUGGGAGACGUGUAACUGAGAGGAUAAGAUUAACUGGAGGAGGAGCUGGAUUACUGUCGAAACAUAGGAAAGCUCGUCCCAAUAUACCCGUUACUUACGCUACUAAUUUCGCCAUCGUUGCUGGUUGCUAUUGCGGGAUUCGUGAAUUGGUCAGAGUAACUAGAAAAUCAGAACACGAUGAUUUAAUGAAUUCAGCCAUUGGUGGUCUUUUCAGCGGUGCUUUAUUAGGACGGCUUCAAGGGGGACCCCGUGGUGCAUUUCGCUACUCUAUAAUUUUUGCCACUUUGGGCACAGCAUUUGAUUAUGCUAGCCUUAGAGCAAAACCUCUGAUAGAGAGAGCGCGUAACAUUGAUUCAGUCAAGUUACCAGUGUGGUUUCCCAUACAAAUCCUCGACGAAGAAGCCCUUACGAAAAAGAAAGCCCAGGAACAGAAACUCUUCGCUGAAACCGCCAUCCCUAGAUUGAACAAAGAAGAAUCUUGA